Postia placenta MAD-698-R-SB12 is the source of this 2415-nucleotide messenger RNA. RefSeq lists its product as hypothetical. The transcript is spliced from 16 exons. Lineage: Eukaryota; Fungi; Basidiomycota; Agaricomycetes; Polyporales; Adustoporiaceae. The record is from RefSeq and is a predicted model, not a curated record. Gene Ontology annotation, molecular function: protein binding. Bases 1 to 2415 code for a protein of 804 amino acids. Gene Ontology annotation, cellular component: endosome.
AUGCCCAACCAACUAUACGUUCCCUUCAAACGAACAUGGGAUGUACCUUUGCGACAAGCGGCGCGGGAGUAUAUCCUGAAGAAGUACACAGAUACGCAUCCUGACGCGUUCCGGUGGGAUAUCACCCGAUGGGAGACUUUGCGCAAGGAUGGCGCCGGCGGUAUCGUACAUAUUGAUCGCGUUCAAGCAUCUCUACGCUAUCAUGCUCAGCUCGUUUUCAUCUUGACCAAAUUACCACCCGAUAUCGGCCUGGAAAUACCGUAUGCACCCGCUUUCAAUCCCUCGGCUCUGCCCGAGACGCUAUGCAACUUGGCGUAUGAACGAGCUGCCGUUAUUUUCAACCUAGGCGCAUUAUUUUCACAACUUGCCUCCGCCGAGGAUCGAUCAAACCCUCUUGGUCUGAAGCAGGCCAUUAUGUAUUCUCAGAAUGCGGCAGGAGCUUAUAAUUACCUUGUCUCCGCACUUCCGCCUCUGAAGGCAUCUGUGGCCGCAGACGAUAUUCCCCUCGAGUUCACUAGCCCCUUUUCUCGCAGCAUGGAAUAUCUGAUGCUCGCACAGGCUCAAGAGUGUGUUUGGCAGCGAGCUGUCAUGGACAAUUACAAGAAUGCGUUGAUUGCGAAGCUCGCCGGGAAGGUGGCUUCUCUGUACGCAGCCUCAUUGAACCAGAUCAAGGACGCAUCACCUACCAUCCGACAUCUAUUCCCAUCGCCUUGGCUCGCACAUCUUGAAACGAAGCAACUUCACUUCGAAGCCGCUGCACAAUACAGAAAGAGUGUCGAUGACUUGGAAGCUAACAGAUACGGGCAUGAGCUUGCCCGCCUAACUCAAGCGCAGGUCGCAGCGAAGAAAGGCUACGACAUUGCUCGCCGAGGAGGUGUUGCACAGGCAGUUCUCGACGACACUAAGUCCUUGUUGGAUACCGUACAGAAGAAUUUUGCACGGGCCGAACGGGACAAUGAUUUAAUUUAUCACCAGGAUAUUCCAUCAGCAUCGGCACUACCACCGAUACAGGAGGUGUCCAUGGCCCAGUCUGUCAUUCACCCAGGGCUCAAAGAUCCGAAGACAGCGAUCGGUGAUGACGCGGUCGUAUUUGGAGAACUGUUAGCAUGGGGGGCCAGAGUGGCCAUCGAUAUCUAUAACGAUCGGCGGCAGAAUUUCAUAAAAGACGAAGUUACUGACAGGGCACAGCACCUGAAUGACGCAGCACACGGACUCCUGCAGUCCCUUCAUUUGCCUGCCUCUCUGGAAGCGCUUGAGAGACCAAUCGGACUGCCCCCGAGCCUUCUCAGAAAAGCAGAAGAGGUCCGGCGGGAAGAUGGGCCCUCACGGAUUGAAAUUUCCAUCGACAAUGUCCGGAAACUGGCGCGCAGCGAUUCGGAACUUCUUGACAAGGCGAUGGAUAUCCUGGACCAGGAAGCAGAAGAGGAUGAAACUUUCCGGGUGGAACACUCCGCAGACCGUACACCUUCGCAAGAUACCAAUACAGAGUUAAUCGCCAAGGCACAACGAUAUCGCAAUAUCCUUGAACAGGCGUCAGAAAGUGAUGACCUCGUGCGGCAGAAAUGGGACGAGUGGGAAAAGAAUAUUAUCGAGCUCACUUGGGACGAGGCUCAGUUGGAGGCUUCUGUGCCGUCAUCCACCAUAUCUCCGGCUCAACCUUCGUCUGCGAGACGAGUCACUCCCACACAGACACAUGCCCGGUCCCUGCGCGUACUUCUUGAAUCGUUGGAUGACGUCUUGCGGAGCCGAGCAGACCUCGUCAGACGAGCAGUCCGGCUGGCGGAGUCAGAGGAUAUCAAACCGCGUAUUCUCAAGGCGGCGGCGGCGAUCGAACAAUGGGUAGAUGUUCAGCCAUCGAUGUUCGAAGACGUAUUGGAGGACGAGCUGGCCAAGUAUGACAAGUUCCGGAGCGAUCUAGAGGGUAGCGAGCAGAAGCAAAGCGAACUUCUCAAUUCUAUUAAGCAACGCAACGAGGUAUUCUUGCAAUCACGAAAAGAAGACCCGUCCGUGAAGGAGCGAGAAUACGCGCUGCAGUCGCUCGAUCUGGCAUAUCACAAGUACAAGGAGAUCACUCGCAACCUGGACGAGGGCCUCAAGUUCUAUAACGACUUCGCCGGAGUUUUGACACAGUUCAGGGAUAGCUGUGCGGAGUGGGCCAACGUGCGAAGACAGGAAAUGCACUCGCUGAUUCACUCGCUGGAGUCUAUAUCGUUGCAGCAAACCACCGAGCCGGAUCUCCCGGAAGCGUUGUCUAAACCUGCCACUAAAGCUGAACUGCCCUCACCGCCAUCCAAGGGCUCCCGUUUCGCACUGGAUCUACCCCCUCCUGAUUCUGAUGAAUGGCAGGCGAUGGAUUUGCCACCGAGUCGUUCUCCUAGGCAAGACCCUACGCGACGCAAAGCUAAAGGAUACUGA